AUGGCCGAAGGAGAAGAAAACAAGGAGGAAAUUAGAAAAAAGCAGCAUGUUAUGUUUGUGUUUGUUCUCAUCUUCUUCUCUCUCCAAAUGGUGAAUGCAGAAAGAUCCGAGAAGCCAUGGCGGCCAGAAUCCGGCAAGCAUUUUGUGCUAAUUCAUGGGGCAUGCCUUGGUGCAUGGUCUUGGUACAAGCAAGUGCAACGUCUAAAAUCGGCAGGCCACAAUGUCACAGCUCUUGACUUGGCUGCUUCCGGGAUCGAUCCGAAACAGGUGAAAGAUGUUCCUUCUAUCUCCGUUGAGCCCUUCAUGGUCUCUCUUCCUUCACAUGAGAGAGUCAUCAUGGUAGGUCACAGCCUUGGAGGGUUGGCUAUUUCUCCUGCCAUCGAGAGAUUUCCAGAGAAAAUUUAUGUUGCUGUUUUUGUCACUGCCUUGAUGUCUGGGAAGCACACUGCAAGACAUUGUAAUGACGAUAUGUUAGUAGUCAUCGUAAGGAGACAAGAAUCUAUACUCGACAGUCGUUAUACAUAUGAUGAUGGACCCAACAAUCCUCCAACCACCUUCAUCUUGGGCCCCUUGUUCUCAGCAACAAAUGUAUUUCAGCCCAGCCCAAUUGAGGAUUUGGCACUGGCAAUGUUGCUGCUUAGGCCGCUGCGUUUGUACAGCGACAAGGACAUGUCAAAGGUGCUGAUGUUGUAG
Ilex paraguariensis (yerba mate) is the source of this 693-nucleotide messenger RNA. The record is from the annotation of a GenBank genome assembly. NCBI's taxonomy places the organism in Eukaryota, Viridiplantae, Streptophyta, Magnoliopsida, Aquifoliales, Aquifoliaceae.